Linum trigynum is the source of this 3042-nucleotide messenger RNA. The record is from the annotation of a GenBank genome assembly. NCBI's taxonomy places the organism in Eukaryota, Viridiplantae, Streptophyta, Magnoliopsida, Malpighiales, Linaceae.
AGUGAGAAAACGCUAUCUAGACCAUGAAGUAACCGGAUUUUGGCCCAAAGUAUCAUACCCUAACUCUUAAUAAGUAAACCCUAAGUUCUAAUUAUCUGAACUUUAACAUCUAAGCCCUAAAAUAGUGCAUUUAGUAUGUUGUAUGUAUGUUGAACAAUUAGAAAUAUCAAUUAUUCUAAUUAAACAGAUCUGGAGAUAUAGUAUAUAAAAAUUAUGAUGUACAAUUUAUUCUUUAGGAUAUAGUUUAUAAUAUCAUGACCCAAACUCCGGUUCAUUCGCGAUCUAGAAGUGUUUUCUUAUCAAGAAAUUUUCAUUCAUUUUUUUAACUCGAAAGAAUUCCGAUUGAUUUUUUCUUCUUUACUUUGUUUUAGUUGUUUGUGAGUAAUUGUUAGAACAUUCACAUCAAUGGUAUUUGAUCGAUUGCAAAUCCUACAUAAAACUUAAUAUGCAAUUGCAAACGGGAUUGCAUCAAUGUAGUAUACACUUGCAAAUAUGCAAGCUUGCAUUUGAUAAAAUUCAAUAUGCAAGCCAUGAAAACAAUAAUUUCUUUCUCCGGUCAUUUAUUUUUUAUUAUAAAAUGACUGGAAUCUAGCACAUAUACAAUUGUAAAUGAAUUACAGGCUUCCUCCAUCUCUUCAGGUGGGGUUACUAAUUUACUCAUAAGGAUAAUAAGAUGAAAAUAAGAUGAGUUGAAUUGUAUAAAUUGUAAGAUGAAAUUUAAAGAAAAACAUAUGUAAUUGCUUUUACGUAGAUACUUUUAGAAAAAGUUAUAUUUGAGUACAUCUGCAAUGCAUAUUUAGUAGAUGAGUGACCUACAAAAUUAAAAUACGGAACGUAUAUGUUAGAAACCGAACAUGAAAAAUUAGGGUUACCGAUUUGGAGCUGAGUCACAAACUAGGUCGCUCUCUUUAAGAAGUUCAUGGCACUGCCCUCGUUGUGCACGACAGAUUAUCAACUGGUCGCCUUCAGGAUAAAACAGCUCGUCUAAGGAUAUGAGAUCUUAAGCGAUCAUCAUGGUCCUCCCAUUUCCUGGAAAAUUCGGGUCUUAAGCGAUCUUUAGAUCCUCCCUUUUUCUGUCAAAAAGCUGUAUUUCUAAAGAUAUGUAUACCUCUACUAAGAGUCUAACAAGCAUACUUGUAUUGGCUAAAAUCAUUGAAAACAACCUAUAUGAAUUACUGUGUCUGGGUAUAAUGAUAUUAUACUUACGCUUCUAUACAUUCCUUAGUUGUUGCCUACCAAGAGAAGAAAUUCAAGGAGAAGCUGCAGAAGAUCCGUGAGCUAUGCCCUGAAGGUGCGCAGUGGUUGAAUGGAUAUGACCUAACUAUAUAGACUUUUCAUAAGGACGAAGGUACCAGGUGGGGGAUCGCCACAACGAACUCAAGUGAGAGUAUCAACUCCAUCUACAAGGUUGUUCAUGCACUGCCAAUCUCUGUCAUUAUUGAUAUGACAUUCUGGAGAACACCUAUGACUCAAUUUACCCUUCUUAUGAAAUCGAAGAAUACCACUCCAUGGUGAUACUUUAAGGAACACUUUAUCCUCUAUUUGGAACUCUAUUUCUCUUCGAUGAGCAUCUGCAUCCGCAUAACUUUUAUAGUCUGUCUUGUGUGACUUUUAGGCGAUCACGGAUUGUGUUGAUUUUGUCCACUAUGACUUGCACAAUUUCAAGUCCCUCCAAUUAUCUCAACCCUUCUUCAUCCCAAUACACUAGGGACCUACACUUUGUGUGGCGGCUUAUGAAAGAUGUGUCUGCUACAGCAGGUAAUCUACUUCCAGACUCAACACCUUAUAGAAGAUUGGUUGGCAAAUUGCAGUAUCUUACUACAACAAGACCAGACAUCACUUAUGUGGUACAACAACUAUGUCAGUAUCAAAAGGAACCCACAGAUCAACAUAUUCAAGCUGUGCACCAUGUUUUCAGGUAUCUCAAAAGUAAACCAACACAAGGUCUGGUGUUCAAAACCAAUUCUUCAUUGCAACUAAAGGGGUAUUCAGAUGGUGAUUGGGAAGCUUGCCCAGAUACAAGGAAAUCACUCACUGGUUACUUCACUUUUCUUGGAGACUCACUCAUUACAUGGAAAACUAAGAAACAACAAACUGUAUCCAGGUCCUCUUCUGAGGCAGAGUACAGGUCACUUGCAAUGCUUUCAUGUGAGAUGGUGUGGUUGAAGCAGCUGCUAUUGGAAAUGGGGAUAGAUCAUACAUCACCAGCAGCUUUGUUUUGUGACAAUCAAUCUGCAAUUCACAUUGCACACAAUCCAGUAUUCCAUGAAAGGAAAAAACACAUUGAAGUGGAUUGUCACCUGAUUCGUCAGCACAUUUUGGACAAAAUUGUUACAGUCACUCACGUCAGAUCCGAGCUUCAACUUGCAGAUACUUUUACCAAGGCGUUGAGUCGACAUCGUCUUCACUUUCUUCGUGACAAGCUUGGAGUAGCAGAUGCCUAUGCUCCUCAACUCGAGGGAGGGUAAGAAGAAGAAAGGAUUGACUCGGUUUUUGGAUUCUGGUUUCACAGGUCUAACCUGGAGAACCGGUCCCUAAAUCGCUGCUUGAAUAAGCACGCUUCGACACUGUUUCUUUCUCCACGGUGUCGUUCCACUUACCAACAUACACACAACACUUGGCCGAUGUUACUUAAACAGUGUUACAGCUUCCAUAGGUCCAUUUUGAUUGUUAGUUUACUUUUACUGUUUAUUAGCCGUUGGUAGUUCAUUACAGUAGAUAGGGUUUCCUCUUUGCAGCCUAUAUAAGCUGCUUGUAAACACGUUUUCUGAAUCAUCAAUGUAACUACGCAAGUUUCUCCAAACCCUAUCCUUACUAGUUAUUAAGCUUUUUGUCGUGAACUUUGCAUUUCAUCCCUCAAUGAUGAGUAUCUACAAAUGAGAAGAACUACACCAACCCAAAAGAGGUAUUUGGACUCCAAUUAGGCAACACCGACUCUCUACAAAUGUUGGGGAUUGUUAACUCUCGUAGAGUAACUAAGUAGGCUUGGUUGAGGAAUACUCCAAAACUUCACAGGUCCUGCAGUAAAAGUCAUUGUCCGGA